GCACUCGAGGAAGUUUCGGGUCAGUGUUGUCUGCAUCUUUACCAGCGAAGAGCCCGCCACAUCUCUCGCUUCCGUGGACUGUGAACUUGGGACUGCUGCCCUUCUUUGUCAUCCCCGUUUUUUCAUUGGGUGUUGUGCUGUCCUUCUUUGUCAGCAUUGAAGUUCUUCUUUUCGAAGUCUUUGGACAAGGAGAUAAGGAUUUCGCCCGUUGGUUUCCUUUGUGUUGUUGUCUUCUUCGUUUGUGCCCCACGAGUAUGCGUUGUACGCUGUACGACCUUCAGAAACAGGAGAAGGAGGAAGAAGAGGAAGAAGACGAAGAGGAAAAUGAGGAGGAGAGAGAUGAUGAUAAUGCUGAAAAAGAGAAAGAGGAAGAAAAUGAAGACGAUGUAGAAGAAGAAGAAGACAAAGAAGAGGAAGAAAACGAAGAGGAAAAGGAGGAGGAGAGAGAUGAUGAGAAUGAUGAUAAUGAGAAAGAGGAAGAAGAGGAAGCAGGCGAAGGGGAGAGAGAGGAAGAAGAGGAAGGAAGCGAAGAGGAGAAAGAGGAAGAAGCGGAAGAAGACGAAGAGGAAAAUGAGGAGGAGAGAGAUCAUGAUAAUGCUCAAAAAGAGAAAGAGGAGGGGGAAGAAGGGGAUGAGGGAGAAGAGAAAGAUGAGGAAAAAUAUGAUAAUGUGGAAGAUGAAGUGAAAAAAGAGGACAAACGAAAAGAGGAAGAUGAGGAAGAGCAAGAUGAAGUCGAUAAUGCGAAAGAGGAGGAAGAAGAGGAUGAGGAUGAAGUAGAAGAAGAUGAAAAUGAAGAAGAGGAUGAAGAAAAAGUGAACGAGGUGCUUGAAGAGGGAGAAAUGGAGGAGGAAAAAUACAAUGAGGAAGGAGAGGAAGACAAGGAAGAGGAAGAAAAAGAGGAGGAACAUUACGACGAGGAAGGAAAGGAAGACAAGGAAGACGAGGAGGAUAACAAUGUAGAAGAAGGUAAAGAAGAGGGUGAGAGGGAAAAUGUAAAUGAGGAGGCGUUAGACAAUGAAAAUGAUGAAAAUAAGAAUAAGAAAGAAAAAGAGGAGGAAAAAGAGGAAGUGGAAGAAGAGGAAGAUGAUGGAUAUGAAGAAGAGGGAGAAAAUGAAAAGGAUAAGGACGAAGAGAAAGAUAAGGAAGGGGGGGAUGAUGAAAACGAUAAAAGAAGGGAAAAGCAAGAGGAGGAAGAAGAGGAUGAGGAUGAAGAGGAAGCUGAGGAAAUGGACGAUAGUGAAAGUGGAGAAGUAGAAGUUGACCUUCAGCAUUUCGUACG
This is a messenger RNA of Chara braunii, 1279 nucleotides long. The record is from the annotation of a GenBank genome assembly. Lineage: Eukaryota; Viridiplantae; Streptophyta; Charophyceae; Charales; Characeae.